Messenger RNA from Amphimedon queenslandica, 1167 nucleotides. RefSeq lists its product as uncharacterized. The record is from RefSeq and is a predicted model, not a curated record. Lineage: Eukaryota; Metazoa; Porifera; Demospongiae; Haplosclerida; Niphatidae. The coding region runs from base 46 to 1077 and encodes 343 amino acids. The transcript is spliced from 9 exons.
AUCACGUGAUAGUGACAAGGGCUCAUAUUAUAGGGCUGCACAGUUAUGUCUUUAUCUAUAUUGCCUCAUCAUGUGCAAGAAAUUCAAGAAGAAAACAAGUUUCUCAAAAAUUUAUUGAAGAGGAAAAAAUUUGAAUAUGAAGGGAAAGUAUUUGUGCAAAUUCCAGAAUUAGAACCAAAAUCAGAUACUGGAGAUAGUGGACUUUGUAUAACAAUGGAUGAUGAAGGUGACAUUAGCAUUAAAGAGCAAUUCAUGGAGUACUUUGAUAAUAUUGAAGUAGAGCUGCCAGAAAAGCUAGAAAUGGAUAAAAUGAAUGUUAUGUCAGUUGGCUGUGACUUAUUUGAGACUUCUUUUAAAUGCUGUCGCAGUGCGUUUAUUGAAAAACUCAAAGACAGUCUUCUUGAAUUGACUCAGUUAAAUGAGUAUGAAAAUGCUAAUACUCGAAUAGAUGCAAGAAGGCAGCGGAAUCUUUGUGAUGUCUUCAGAGCAUACAAGCUCCUUUUAAAAUACUCAACAGCAAAGUUAAAAUGUAUUGAUCAAUCUAUUAUUGAUCAGGUGAAAGCAUCCAUUUCUGAUGAUGCUCUAGCUUUUCAACUAUCUGAUCAAAUUGUAGAGGCAAUUAAGAUUUGUUGGAAAAUGCAGUUGUUAGAUAAUCCAAUGUUUAUAUGUCAGCCUAAAGUAUUUAAUGAGAAUUGGCAUGAAGUUUAUUAUAAUAUUUUGUGCGAUGAAGCUAAUUAUGAACUUGUCUAUUACAGACCAGUACUAAUGAAUAGUGCUGGAGGAUCACGUGCUUGCAGAGGAUUAAUAGAAAAAAGAAAAAAGGGCCAAGUCUCUGAGAUUAAAGAGCCAAGAUACAAAAUUCUUACAGCUAGUGAAUCAGGCUUAAAGCCAAAUUGUGUAGGAGUCAUGUUAGAGAAUUCAAAAAAAUUAGGAAAUAAAGGAUUAAAGCAUAGUCUUCGAACUAAACUCAUUUCUAAAGUGAUCUGUUCUAUCUGCGACAAACCUACCGAAUUAUGUUAUAUGGGACAAUUAAAUUUUUCAUUUUUGCAUUAUGAGUGCUUUCUCAAGUCCAGAUAGACUAUAUAAUAUUGAAUAAAUUAUGUGUGGGUUGUCUAUAGUUUUGUUUUGUAUAAUUACUAUGUAAAGAGAAUUUUGUAGCUUACAUAA